Messenger RNA from Symbiodinium sp. CCMP2592, 732 nucleotides. NCBI's taxonomy places the organism in Eukaryota, Dinophyceae, Suessiales, Symbiodiniaceae. The record is from the annotation of a GenBank genome assembly.
AUGGAACCGGAAGACGUUCCGCCUGGAUUGGCGAUGAGUCUGGAUCUGGAUGUCGUUCGUGGUUUGCUGGAGGAGCAGAGCAAUACACUUAUGGCAUCAAGCAAUCAGAUGCUGGAUGUCAUGAUGCGGGAAUUGCAGGGGAAGUGGAUGUCGCAACUUGUGGAGCUCCGUGAGAGGGCUGCUGCACAGAAUGAUCUUGUGUGCGAGCUUACGAAGCGGUGCCGAAGCUUAGAACAAAAUCUGCGGAAUAUGGAAGACGAACGGAGUGUUGUGCUCAUGCACCCGCAAGAUGGCGGAGUGGCGGAACUGGAGCCAAGAGGGAGGCUGUGUGACCAUGCUCGGGCCGAGGCUCAGGGCCAUGAUGAUGAGGAUGACAGCACUGCUAGUUUGGAAGACACGGGCAACAGUUGGGGUCGAGAUUGGGGUCGGAAGCGCUGGUAUAGGCGUUCAUGGAACCGUCAUGGAUGGAAACCCGGAUGGGGGCGCAACUGGUAUGCAAGCCACAAUGGUUUUGGCAACUGGUCUACCAGGUACAAGCACAGGCAAGUGCAUCACUCCGAAGAGAGGUGGUGGCAUCAAUGGCGGUCGAGAGAGCACCCAAGUUCAAUGGUGCAUGUUUGGAUUCAGGGUUUGGAGCCCUGGUGCCGCCAUUGGCGUUCCUCUGUCAAGGAUGUCUGUGUGUAUCAAGAUGGACCAUCUGAGCAAGCUGCGACUCUGCAUAUCACGGUCUAA